This is a messenger RNA of Aspergillus affinis, 2721 nucleotides long. RefSeq lists its product as uncharacterized. Gene Ontology annotation, biological process: gluconeogenesis. The transcript has 5 exons. The coding region runs from base 1 to 2721 and encodes 906 amino acids. Lineage: Eukaryota; Fungi; Ascomycota; Eurotiomycetes; Eurotiales; Aspergillaceae. Gene Ontology annotation, molecular function: L-serine ammonia-lyase activity; 4 iron, 4 sulfur cluster binding. The record is from RefSeq and is a predicted model, not a curated record.
AUGAACCAGCCUAGAUUACUCCGAGCUGCAGCGAGGGGCCUGAUCCGUUCUCCGUCCCUGGCUGUGUCGCCGGUGAGAAUCCUCUCUCCACGAUCAGCUUUGGCACUUCACAAUGCCGUCGCCAUCAAAGCAAUUGGCCGUGGUCCGCGGCCUCGGUUCAUGAGCGCAUCGGCGGCAGCUUCCUCUGGCAACGAGGUCGAGAAGGAAGACAAUGAAUCAGACUUGUACUCCGAAGCGCAUCAUGAACACGCCGUGAUCUCGACUUUUGAUCUCUUCUCUAUCGGCAUCGGCCCUUCGUCCUCCCACACUGUGGGACCCAUGCGUGCCGGUAACAUCUUCAUUUCAGAUCUUCUGAAAGCCGACAUUUUACCACGAGUUAGCAAGAUAAAGGUGUCAAUUUACGGCAGCCUGGCUCUUACCGGGGAAGGCCACAUGACGCCAUCGGCCUUGCUACUGGGACUCGAGAGCGCCGACGUCGAGACGGUCGACACAGCCUAUGUGCCCGCGCGUUUCGAGCGCAUCAAGGCCGAGAAGAAGCUCCAUCUGGGUCACGGGCUGCCAGGCACCAAUCAAGGCAAGGAGAUCGAUUUCGAUUACAAUGUCGACUUUAAGUGGGAAUGGGCGAAGAAGCUACCGAUGCACAGUAAUGGCAUGCGACUCAUGGUGUUUGAUGAAGCCGGUGACAUGCUUGCCUAUAACGACCUGUUCAGCGUCGGCGGCGGCUUCGUGGUGAACGGCGCCUUGUCGACGGCAACCACCGCGGCCAAGCAAGCGGAUCAAGGCAAGCUCCAGCCCAGCACCGGAGGCCUUCAGACGGAGGCCCAGGGAGGACAUCCAGCCGACUUGGCUGAGAAUUUGUUCUAUAAGGAGAUCCAUCGCGAGGAAGCAGUUGGUGAUCGCAGGAGCGGCCCGGAGGUCAACGAUGCAGGCGCCAUUCCUCAAGGCUCAACUGGGCUGGCUGAGAUCAAGCAGAAAAACGAAGCGGUUGCUACAUCUGGAGACGAGAACGGCGAAGGUGCAUCCACAGCGGCGAAGCCGAGUUACCCAUUCCAUAACGGUCGCAGUUUACUAACCCUAUGCAAAAACAACAACCUGACGAUUGCGCAGCUGGUGUACGAGAACGAGAAAAGCCUUGGGUAUACGGAUGAGGAGAUCAUGAAGAAGUUGCUCCGCAUCUGGGAUGUCAUGGACAAUAGUAUUCUCGAGGCUGUAAUGGCGCCCCCAGGUUCUACUCUGCCCGGGUCGCUUAAGUUGCACCGACGGGCACCGGCGCUGUAUCGUCGCCUAGCCCGUGGCCUCUAUGCGUCUCAUACCCAGCCUGUCAAAGAUGUGGAGACGAGGCGGAUGGAGGGACAGCAGGGGCAAAUUUCCUCUUCAACCGAGGGCAGCUCGGAGGCAACCUUGACUUCUAUCUCGGGCACGACAUCACUUGGUCAGCGCCCCAAAGGCAAACGAGGUCUGCCGCAUGUUCACGGCUCAUUCUACCACCCGAUCAUGCCAUCCCCUCAGCGUCGCGUCGCUCUCCCUGCCAUGGAUUACCUUAACGUCUACGCGAUGGCCGUCAACGAGACCAACGCGGCAGGUGGCCGCAUCGUCACAGCCCCAACCAAUGGCGCAGCGGGUAUUAUACCCGCGGUGCUCAAGUAUAUCGUCGAGUUUAUUAGUGAUGAUCCGGACCAUGACGUCCCCGUCUUUCUGCUUACUGCCGCGGCUAUCGGCAUGCUGUACAAACGUGGUGCCACCAUCUCCGCCGCUGAGGGUGGCUGCAUGGCAGAGGUCGGCGUGGCUUGCUCCAUGGCCGCAGGAGCCUUUGCUGCUUGCAUGGGAGCGACUCCUGAGGUCAUAGAACAAGCGGCGGAGAUCGGAAUUGAGCAUAACCUUGGGCUCACCUGUGACCCAAUUGGCGGGCUCGUACAGGCACCGUGUAUCGAGCGUAACGCCCUGGGUGCCAUCAAAGCGGUAUCGAGCGCAAACCUGGCUUUGAGUGGAGAUGCAGGCACGCAGAAAGUGAGCCUGGACAACGCUAUCCGUGCGAUGCGGCUGACGGCUCGAGAAAAGACCCCACCGGGCCUGUGGGCCUUGUCGGUCGCAUCCGACGAUCCUCCUCCAUGGGACCCUCGAUCCGAUUAUUCAUUUGUCAUGCUGCGCAAUCUCGAGUUGGACUGUCGCUUUGUCAAGGAUGGUACGCUUCGCAAGAAAGCACGGAACGGGUUUGAUAAAUGCAUGCGAUUUUUGGGUCGCAUGGGGUCACUAUGGCCCUCCGUUUCCUCAAUGGCCCAGAAUCUCCGGAAACUGCAGGACAGCAUUACAACCGUCCCAGCUACCAGUUCUCAAAGUAGUCGGGGGGACGGACCCCACGAGUCUCAACUCUCCUGGUCGAUCAAUGCGCAACUCCUCUGGGAUGUACUGAUCUACGACAAGGCCGGAAGACCUAAUGCGUCCGCCGACAAAUCCAUGUUCGACGAUGUGGUUGACCUGGAAUCUGUACGUCAUGAGGACGUUGCCGAGUUUGCUAUGGUCGGGUCGGCCGGCAUAUCGGGCCAUAAAUCAGCCUGGAAGGAUUAUCGGCAUAUGCACCGGAUGACAGCGGACCUCAUCCUCAUCCUCAUCCUCGGCAAUCUCCUUCGGGCAGCACAUCAUUCCCACCGGUUGAUCCCGUGGCUGGUGGAUCUACUGUUCCUGAUGAACGGCUAUUCGAAGGAUUUAGAGAUCUGGAUAUGA